AUGUCUGUCCGGUUUGGACAUCUGCUCUCGCGCAAUCUUCAGCGAUGUGCUGUACGAUCGCCGGUUAAUUCUACACUGGCGAGACAGUCUCUUAGAAGGCUUCCAAUUGCUCCUCUUCUGACUACCAGAGCUUUUCACUUCACACCUCAGUUCCGCGUUCCAGCUGGCGCUGCUGCCAAUGCCGGGAUUGAAGCUGAAGACGUUCGAGAGGAUGAAUUGAUCACGGAAUUCGCGGAGCUGGGAGAGAAGGGCGUGGUCGACCAGAGAUUAAUCGAUGCUAUUACCAAAGGAAUGGGUUUGAAGACGAUGACGGAUGUACAAGUUCAAACCAUCAACGAGAGUAUUCAGGGGACAGACAUGAUUGCGCAAGCGAAGACUGGCACAGGUAAAACUGUAGCCUUCCUUCUCCCCGUCAUUCAUAGAAUCCUUCAAGACCCUACGCUGGGCAACCUACGAAGGAAAUUUGCGUCCACCCAGGAUAUUCGUGCUGUGGUUAUUUCUCCUACUCGCGAACUUGCUGAACAGAUUGCUGUUGAGGCUCAAAAGAUCACCCGCGGCUCUGGCCUCAAGGUGCAAACGGCAGUAGGAGGAACAAGGAAACGAGAAGGGUUAAUGAGACUUCAGAGAGAAGGGUGCCAUAUCUUGGUUGGAACUCCAGGUCGUCUUAUGGACCUCUUCUCUGACCCUACCAGUGGAGUUUCUGCUCCUAAAUUGCAAGCCUUCGUCCUCGAUGAAGCGGAUCGACUUCUCGACAUUGGAUUCGCACCUGAUAUCGAGCGCAUUCAAUCCUUCUUCCCAAGUCGUUCGCAGGUUGACCGACAAACACUCAUGUUCUCUGCGACCAUCCCAAAUUCAGUAAAGGGCCUCGCCAGGGAGAUGCUGAAGCCCGAUUUCACAUUUAUUAACACCGUUGGCGACGAGACGCCAACGCACUUGAAGGUCCCCCAGAGGGCUGUCUUUUUGAGAGGCUUCGAGAAUCAACUCCCUGCUCUCUUUGAAAUUGCUAAAAGAGCUGUCCAGACUCAUGCUGCAAAUCCAGAAACCGCAAUGCCGUUCAAAGCCGUAGUUUACUACGGAUCCACUGCAGAAGUGAGCGUCGCUCGUCGUGCUUUCAACGCGCUGUGCAGAGAUUUGGAGAGCCUGUACCCCGGACGCUCCCCACGCAUUCAAACUAUCGAGAUGCACUCUCGACUAACACAGGCGCAAAGGACAUUCAACUCUGAUUCUUUCCGCCGUGCUACGACUGGAAUCCUCUUCUCAUCUGAUGUCACUGCCCGUGGCAUGGAUUUUCCAAAUGUGUCUCAUGUAAUCCAAAUGGGCGUUCCUAACGACAAAGAUACUUACAUCCACCGUCUUGGACGCACAGCUCGAGCCGACAAAACCGGAGAAGGCUGGAUCCUCUUCCCGGACAUUGAAUUCGACACAUUUGGCGACAAACUCCGAAGCCUUCCCAUCGAAGAGGACGCCUCCUUGGAUUUUGCAAGCGCAGACUUGACCAACCCACCGCAACUUAGUGAAUCUAUUGCCUUAGUGUAUGAUACCCUUUCGAAACAAUUUACCAGGAUUAAUGAUGAAGAUAAAUUGAAGGCGUAUCGCGCCAUGAACAACCAGAUGUCGAAGUAUGAUAAACGGGAAGCCCGCCGCCUUCUUCAUCAGCUUGCUACCACUGUUUGGGGCUACCAAGAGCCUCCAUACUUGCCAGAGCCAUCACCCUCUCGCUUCGGAGGCCGAUCUAGCCGUGGCCAGAGGGGUGGCAGUUACGGUGGAUUCUCUGAUCGAAGAGGUCAACCAUCGUAUGGUGGACGAUCAUCAUAUGGCGGCCAAUCCUCUUACGGUGGCCGCGGAGGGUCCAGGGGAUCCUACGAUUCCGGCAGAAGUAGAGGAUUUGACCGCCAUGGGUCCCAAGGUGAUAGACGUCGGAGUCUAUGGGAGUGA
Messenger RNA from Microsporum canis CBS 113480, 1935 nucleotides. Its product is annotated as ATP-dependent RNA helicase mss116. Bases 1 to 1935 code for a protein of 644 amino acids. Gene Ontology annotation, molecular function: nucleic acid binding; ATP binding. NCBI's taxonomy places the organism in Eukaryota, Fungi, Ascomycota, Eurotiomycetes, Onygenales, Arthrodermataceae. The transcript has 2 exons. The record is from RefSeq and is a predicted model, not a curated record. Gene Ontology annotation, cellular component: mitochondrion.